Molecule: messenger RNA, 928 nt
Organism: Centruroides sculpturatus (bark scorpion)
Lineage: Eukaryota; Metazoa; Arthropoda; Arachnida; Scorpiones; Buthidae
Product: Na(+)/H(+) exchange regulatory cofactor NHE-RF1-like
Exons: 3
Coding region: 49-921 (290 amino acids)
Biological process (GO): protein localization to plasma membrane
Cellular component (GO): apical plasma membrane
Molecular function (GO): protein-membrane adaptor activity; protein binding
Source: RefSeq, a predicted model, not a curated record
GAGGUCGAUCGCGCGUGAAGUCAGAGUGGUUCGAGGCGUCGUGCGGGAAUGUCGUCUGUGGAACUGUCGGAAGACGCUCCGGCCCCGCGCCUUUGUCACCUGAUCAAAUGGGACGACUUCGACGGAUACGGCUUCAAUCUUCACGCCGAAAAGUCUAAAGCCGGACAGUACAUAGGCAAGGUGGACGAGGGCAGCCCGGCCGAAUACGCCGAUUUGAGAGAAGGCGACUGCAUCGUCGAGGUCAACGGGGUCAACAUCGCCAACGAGAACCACAAACAAGUGGUGGAGCGGAUCAAAGCGGUUCCUAACGAAACCAGACUCUUGGUUAUCGACGAGGAGGGCAAGAAGUGGUACAAAGACAGGAAGCUGGUCGUCAAGGGCACGCAACACAACGUCAUCUACAAUAAGACCCCCGUGCCCAGACCUCGCCACAAAGACCUUAAUGGCAACCGAGAAACCCUUAACGGUCACCUCGAUCACGUGACACAGUCCGACUCGUCAAAUAAAGAAAACGAAGAACAUAAUCACAAGGUUGAAGAAAAACGCAUCGAACCUCCACCUAAAGAAUUAGAAGACGAAGUUAAUCGGACGGAAAGUUCCGAAAAUUCAGAAAAAGUCGAGGAUAGGAGUAAGGAAGAGGUGGAAAGUUCACGAAGUUCGACGCCGCAGAGUCUUUCCAAGAGCGAGAAUUUGGCAUCGGGAGGAAGCACGGGUUCGGUUCCCGAUUCGCCGCAGUCGUUCAAGGGUUCGAACCACCAACUGAACGGAUCCAAGGUGACGAACAGCAACGGCGCGGUCGACUUGAAUCUGAACAUGAGCGCCUCGGAGAUGCGCCAAUUGCUGGCAUCCAGAAAGAAGCACGAUCCAAAAAAGAUCCAAAUGGACUUGAGGAAGAAGUACGACAUCAUCCAACAAAUGUGAAAAAAAA